Dichomitus squalens LYAD-421 SS1 is the source of this 1880-nucleotide messenger RNA. RefSeq lists its product as uncharacterized. Bases 53 to 1468 code for a protein of 471 amino acids. The record is from RefSeq and is a predicted model, not a curated record. NCBI's taxonomy places the organism in Eukaryota, Fungi, Basidiomycota, Agaricomycetes, Polyporales, Polyporaceae. The transcript has 4 exons.
UGUCACCACACCAUCGCUGCUUUGUCCUCUCCCUUUCGUGCUCUAGCCCGUGAUGACUGAGUACGCUACCGAUCCCGAGGCCAUCCAUGAUUUCCUUACUGCCAGGGAGCGUACUGUCAACUGGGUCAACGUCCACGGUGCAGGCCUGAACUUCGCUUCGCCGUCCUCCCCACCGUCGGUUCUCAGCGAGGAGGGCGUCCUAAGCUACGGCCCCAGCGAGUCGGACGCAUCCAGCUCUCACUCCGUUCCACCUCGUAUGCUACUGCGGUAUGAAGACGGCCGUCCAGAUAUCCCCAUCUCUCAUAGUCAUUCGCCACACAGCAGGGGCGGACCAUCUGCGCAAUCGAGCUCCCGCCACACCCGAUCUAGAUCUGGAUCUCUCGCCCCUCCUGCGCCAGCGGACAUGCCUCCCAUGCCUGCUCGUCAUGCUCAAUCAUUAUCCUACGCCUCAGGUUCGCGGUAUGCAUCUGCAGGCCCUUCGGGCCAACCUCUGAUUAGUCCCUCACGGUCGCCCGAGAACAUACGUAUCCUGCCGUCGCGGCAGCCCGAUGAUUCUCAGCGCAUGGCGGCAGCGUCUACGCAGAUGCAUGCCUUCCCCCAGCAACCCUCGAUCCACGAUAGAGUUCCUCCCCUCGCAGAUCAACUUCACACCUCCAACCAGAGCGUCUACGCGCCCACGGCCCGUCAUGCUACAUCUCCCAACCAACCCAUUCCAAUCGCGGCUUCGCCCGCCACCGUUACCCAGAUGCACUCACAGCCAGCCGGACACCAUAACGGAGGUUCGCGAUUCUACGAAAAGCCGGGCAUGGCUGCGUCUAGAGUACAGUCUGGACUCCCUUAUCAGUACUCUCCUCCUGCGAUCGUUUACGCGCCGUCGGGUAGGCACGGUGGGCGGUCAAACUACCAACCCCCGGCUAUUGUCUAUUCUCCUUCGUCGCACGGACACCAUCGCGCGCCCGCGCCAGGAAUUGCCUACAGCCGAUCCGAUCCAUUCCCUCUACCGACGCAGUACUCUCCCCAGGCGCGUGCUGGUGCCACGCCGUUCCCCCCUUCGCAAGGGUCCUCGUCGCAUCGGUCGCGCCAGCGCGCUCAAUCUACGACAGAACACUUGUCGAGUCGAGGGCGGAGUCGCGGCCCGAGCUCUUCUCGAGAUCAUCCGCGCACCCGAUCGCCCACUCCUUCUCUCAGUGCAAGCGAGACGUCUAGCGACACCUCUGGCAGCACAUACUACGUCCUCCCAUCCCCCGGUCAGAAGGUCCAGAUCAUCGUGCCGAACGCCGCCACGGUGUACACUUCGACGCCCAAGUCGUCGCCUAGGUCGCCGCGCUCGCCCUCGUCGGCAAACGACAGCCCGAAGAAGGCCUUCUUCGCGCGCAUCUUCAGCCGUGGCUCUGGUUCGGUGGACUCGCGCGGAUCCAGCGGCCAGGCGCGCGGUGAACGAGGGAGGAUCCCGUUCUCGUGGAGAUGACUGACUUGGCGCUGUGACGCGCUGAGGAACUAUAGAUCCCGUUGUUACGAGCGACGCCACCAUGGCGUCGGUUUUGUCCGUUGCAUGUACUCUUCGCCUGUUUGUUUCCCGCUCUUGUCCCAUCUGGCAAACUCCCACUCUCCUUGUAUCGUUCCCAGCACUGGAUCGCAUCUCCACUCAUUGCUGCCCGCUCCCGUAUCUCACCUCGCAUCUCACGUCUCAUCACAAACGAUGUCUAUCCCUGGACAGUGUUGUGCUUCGUUGCAUCAUCGCCAUCUCCACCAUCGUCCAUGUACGUAUACCUCUGUACUUCUCUCCCCACCCCUCUUGUACUUUUACGACACCUCGAUGUCCCUCUUGUAGACUUAGCGUCCCAUAUCCCCCUCCAUAAUGCUUACCCCUUUCCCACCCC